This is a messenger RNA of Limanda limanda (common dab), 1865 nucleotides long. RefSeq names its product EGF-like repeat and discoidin I-like domain-containing protein 3. The record is from RefSeq and is a predicted model, not a curated record. Lineage: Eukaryota; Metazoa; Chordata; Actinopteri; Pleuronectiformes; Pleuronectidae. The coding region runs from base 206 to 1516 and encodes 436 amino acids. The transcript is spliced from 10 exons. Gene Ontology annotation, molecular function: calcium ion binding.
GUGCGCGUCUCCACUCUGCGCAGACUUCCUCGCACAGGGCUUCACCUGAGAGGACGUUUACGCACGCACGCACUCCGCGCACUCCGCUCCCGGGCCAGACCCUGCAGCGACGCGAGGAGGGAGAACUUUUGGCUUAUUUGGCCCCGUAACCUUUGGAAGUCCAGAGACCAGUCCAUCCAGUGAGAGAGAGGGAGACAGAGACAGGAUGGGACCGCUGCUCCUCUCCAUCGCCCUGUGUCUCAGCGCCGCUGUCCCGCAGCGUGUGGAAGCAGCAGAUGGUGAGGAACCAACUUCAGCAGGCCCUUGCCAUCCAAACCCUUGCCACAACAGAGGAGCAUGUGAGAUCAGUGAGACCUACAGGGGCGACACCUUCAUAGGAUACGUCUGCAAGUGUCCACCAGGGUUCAGUGGAGUUCACUGCCAACACAAUAUUAACGAAUGCGAGAGGGACCCAUGCAGGAACGGGGGCAUUUGCACGGAUCUGGUUGCCAACUAUUCCUGCGAGUGCCCGGGGGAGUACAUGGGGAGGAACUGUCAAUACAAAUGCUCUGGACCACUGGGCAUGGAGGGCGGGAUCAUCUCCAACCAGCAGAUAACAGCCUCCUCUACUCACCGCGCGCUCUUCGGCUUGCAGAAGUGGUACCCGUACUUCGCACGCCUCAACAAGAAGGGCCUGGUCAAUGCCUGGACCGCCGCCGAGAACGACAGGUGGCCGUGGAUCCAGAUAAACCUGCAGAGGAGAAUGAGGGUUACGGGCCUAAUUACCCAGGGUGCAAAGCGUAUCGGAAGCCCGGAGUACAUCAAGUCUUACAAAGUCGCCUACAGCGAUGACGGGAAGACCUGGAGAACAUACAAAGUCAAGGGCAAAGACGAGGAUAUGAUUUUCAGAGGAAAUGUUGAAAACAACGCUCCGGCGGCUAACUCCUUCACUCCUCCCAUCGAAGCCCAGUAUGUGCGCAUUUACCCCCAAGUCUGCAGGAGGCACUGUACCUUGCGCAUGGAGCUGCUCGGUUGCGAGCUUACAGGCUGUUCUGAGCCACUUGGAAUGAAGUCUGGCCACGUCCAGGACUACCAGGUCACGGCCUCCAGCAUCUUCAGGACGCUUAACAUGGACAUGUUCACUUGGGAGCCUGGCAAGGCUCGUUUGGACAAACAGGGCAAGGUCAAUGCUUGGACAGCUGGACGCAGUGACCAGUCUCAGUGGCUACAGGUGGACUUGCUCGUGCCAACCAAGGUCACAGGAGUCAUCACCCAGGGAGCUAAAGACUUUGGCCACGUCCAGUUUGUUGGCUCGUACAAAGUUGCGUACAGUAAUGACGGAGAGCGGUGGAGUGUCUAUCAAGAUGAGAAACAAGGGAAGGACAAGGUGUUCCAGGGGAACUUUGACAACGACACGCACAGAAAGAACGUGAUAGAGCCGCCCCUCUACGCUCGGCUCAUCCGGAUCCUCCCCUGGUCAUGGUACGGCAGAAUCACUCUGCGUGUGGAAGUCCUCGGAUGCACAGUGGAGGAGUGAGGUCCUGUCCUCCAUCCUUCUUGCCAUCGUUCCCUGCCCCUCAACAUACUGGGGUAUCUCGCCCAGUAUUUUAAAAAUAAACUGUGCAACCUGUAAAAAGAAAUCAAUUUCCAAUGGAUUUUUCAAGAAUACGUGUUUGGUUGUGGUGGGUUGCUGUUUGUUCUUUUGUACAAUGAUUUAAAACCUGCCCCUGAUCCACUUUUUUGUCUUUUUGUUCCUCCACUUUGAAACGUGAUCCUUGUCUUUUGCUUUCUGAAGAUUUACCAUCCUGUUGGGAAUGAACUUCUGUAAUAUAUAUGGCCGGGUUGGGGGGAAGGGCGGGGGUGGAGCCAGGAGAAGGGGGCCUCAC